Messenger RNA from Spirodela intermedia, 7722 nucleotides. The record is from the annotation of a GenBank genome assembly. NCBI's taxonomy places the organism in Eukaryota, Viridiplantae, Streptophyta, Magnoliopsida, Alismatales, Araceae.
AUGGCGAUCGCAGCACAGACCCCCGAUAUCCUUGGGGACCGCCAGUCCGGCCAGGAUGUUCGCACCCAGAAUGGUGAACCUCUUAUUCUUCUUCCCCUUCCUCUUCCUCUUCCUCUUCCUCCUCUUCAUCACCAUCGUCAUCUUCUUCUUCUUCUUCGUAAAACCCUGCUUUCACUGUAGUUUCCCAUUCGGAGUUGUCUCACUGUCAGGCGCAGCUCACUUCUGAGAUGAAAACCCUAGCAGAAUGAAUGUGAACGUCUACAAGUGGCUGUUUUGUUUUCUUACUUUGAUUAUGCUUGUUAAUAGCCGGCAUUCUGAUCGUUUUUCUUCUCCUUUUUCGGGAGCUUCUGUGAGCAGUGGUGGCCUGUCAGUCUGUGGCAAACAUUGUGAAGUCAUCUCUUGGACCGGUCGGCCUUGACAAGGUAAUGGGAUCACCGAGUCUCGCUUCUGCUUCUACUGCCGUUUGUCUGAUCUGUUUCGUGUGUUGGUCAGAAGAUUUCGUGUGUGGUAAUUCAUUUCCGACUUUCAGAGAUUUUUCUGGUUCGUUGGUCCACAUGUGCUUCAAAAUGCCUUUGACUUGUUUGAAGUCAUAACACUACAAAGCUUAAGCCAAGGAUUCCCUAGAAUACCGAUUCUGUAUUGGGGAAUGUAUUUUGGAAGGUGGAUGGUACCAUAACCAUUCAUUUAAGGGAGAAAAUGUACAAGCUGAGCCAGAAUAUUAGUCUGGAGAACCCCUGUAGAUCACUUCUGGUCUAGACUCCCCCAAAAUAAAAUAAGAAAAUCCGCUCGUUCCAUCCUACAGAAAAAUCUUUCCCCUUCUUUGAUCCUAUGACUCAUCCGAAAUGAGAACCCAAUCAUGGCGGGCCACUUUCCUCUCAAAAAUGCUCCUCUUUCCAUUUAAGCAUCCCAGAGAGUUGCUUGAGGGGUCGGACCCAGAAUCCUGUAAUCACCUUUUUAUGCACCAUGAGUCACACAAAUUGAGUGGAGCGAGUGAAAAAAGAGGCUGAUUUAAUGCCCUGGACUGCAGUAAAAUUUAUGUAAGGUCUUCACCUAUUGUUUUUGGAUUGGUGAGCUUCUUGAUUGUAAGAAGAAAGAUGGUAGAUUGUCCGGGGUACAAACGGGGAAGACAGAAUCAAAACGUACCUGCGGGGGUCAUGAUCAAGAACUUUAUACUUUGUGAGGAUUGUGGGUUCAUUGUUAUGUCAUGUGCGCAUUUCUAUGUUAUUUUUGUAAAACUUGUAUCAUUAUUUUGCUGAGCAUCUGUCUCCUCUUGCUAGUUUCUAUUAUGUUUCACUGUUAUUUUCUUGCUACUGUGCACCUUUAUGUGUUAGUGUACCUUUAUGUUUGAUAACGUAAUGUCAAUGGGUUAUUUCUUAUUUCCUAUUAAAUCAUUCUAAUGUAUGACUAUUUAUGUAAGCUGGCUUAAUUUGGUAUUUUUUGAAUCUAUUAGAUGUUAGUUGAUGACAUUGGUGAUGUCACAAUCACCAAUGAUGGGGCCACGAUUCUUAAGAUGCUAGAAGUUGAACAUCCUGCUGCGAAGGUUGAUAAUCUGAAAACAUUUCUCUUGCUUAUGUUACACCUCUCUUAUCUCUCUUGCUCCUCUAUAGUUUGGCUUUCUCUUUUUGUAAUUUUAGGUCCUAGUAGAGCUGGCUGAACUUCAAGAUCGAGAAGUUGGUGAUGGCACAACCUCAGUUGUUAUCAUUGCAGCGGAGUUCCUUAAGGUCUAAUACAAUUGUAGCCUUAGAGCUUUUCGGCUUAGGCUGCAGUUCUCUUUUUCUCGAUGUCAUCCAUUAUAAUUUGGUAUCAGAGAAUGAUUUUCUGAUUUCCAUGGUGACAGAGAGCAAAUGAUCUGGUGAGGAACAAGAUUCACCCCACAUCGAUCAUCAGUGGAUACAGGGUGAGUUUGGGACUAUUGAAGUAGUUACUUUGUAAAUUUUUUUGCGGAUCAUUUCGCCUGUUACUCAUGCCCUGUUGUUGUUUCCCAACUAAAAAAAAAAAGAAAAGGGGAGCACAGCUCCAUGUUGCCCAUGGUUCUCUUUGGGUUGAUGUUUUGUGUAACGUUUCUUGUGAACAGUUGGCGAUGAGGGAAGCUUGCAAGUUUGUUGAUGAGAAACUUUCUGUAAAGGUAAGUAAUGCGUUGCUGAAGAAUGCUUGACUUCUCAUUGUCAGUCAUAUUACUCUCUUAGAGUUCACUUUGUCAUCAUCUUUUUUUAUUUUACCUACAAUCGAUACUUGUGUGUUUUCAGGUGGAAAAGCUGGGUAGAGAGUCCCUUAUAAAUUGUGCGAAGACAAGCAUGUCAUCAAAGUUGAUCAGCAGUGACAGUGAUUUUUUUGCAAAUCUGGUAAAUUGGAUACAGCUGCUUCAUUCAAGUGAAGCAACUAUACUAUUCAUGUGACCCACUGCAUUCAUAAUGCUGCCCCUAAGCAUCAUUAUUCCUUGGUUAUCUUAUUAAAAGGUUGUGUUGAAAUUUGUGUGAUACAUUCUAUUUAUCUCUGCAAGUAAUUAUUGAGAACAUUUAGCUGGAAAGUGGAUCUUGUGCUUGAUCACUGGAUUUUCUGACCAUCGUGAUCAAGCUAUGCAUUAUGACUGACAAGAGAAGUUUGGUAGAGUUUCGUCAAUAGAUCUGCUCAGUGCUGCAUGUUUCUUAGUCUCCCGUCAACCAAUAAAUGUGGCAUGUUAUUGUUCAUGUUCAUCUGGUUAUCUCAAUCGUUUGAACUGUUCUUCAUCUUCUUCAGGUUGUAGACGCUGUCCAAUCAGUAAAGACUACAAAUUCGAGAGGAGAAGUCAAAUAUCCGAUCAAGGUUUUUUUACUAGCUGUCUUUUAAUAUUUUAUUUAGUUGAGGGUAUCUCUGGAUACUGCUAGUAAUUUCUGGCAGUCCUUUUUGGUUUUUCCCUUUAAGAAAAUAACAUUGCCACUCAUAAAACCGAGUUCCUCUUCCUCUCUCUAAUGGAAAGUAAAGGGCAUUCCACUGCUGAGAUAAAUCGCAAUUGUGCACUUUUCACAUCUUGAGACUCCCACUCGUAUAUAUACAUUUGAUGCCCAUUUGGCCCCUGUAUUACCUCUGUUUCUUAUGUUAAAUAUUUUUUUCAGGGCAUUAAUAUUCUGAAAGCUCAUGGAAAAAGCGCAAAAGAUAGCUACUUGCUCAAUGGCUAUGCGUUAAAUACAGGUCGGGCUGCACAAGGAAUGCCUAGCAGAGUUGCACCUGCAAAAAUCGCAUGCCUUGAUUUUAAUCUUCAGAAGACAAAAAUGCAGAUGGGUGUACAAGUCCUUGUCACAGACCCCAGGGAACUUGAAAAAAUCCGUCAAAGGUUGUUCUCAUCCAUAGACAUUUGGAGCUAUUUCUCUCUUCUUACUUGCAAUGAACUUCUGUGCGUAAAUUUCCAAAAUCUGCAAAUCCUUAACCCCGGUUAAGUUUCCAGGUUACGUAUUAUGCUCUCAAUGUCAUUAAAUUACUUUUUUAGUGUGUUCAAUGAGCAGUCUGGUUUCUUUGAGAUAUGCUGUUUUAUGAAAUUAUAAUAGUUCCGAAAAAGAGAAACAUAAAAUUGUUAUACCAUCUUGAUCAGGGAAAUUUGUGAUUUGGAAACAGGGUUUGUCAACCAAAGUUAAACUAGUUAACUAUGCAAGUUUACAUUUCUUCCAGAAGCACACCUUGUUGUUGUCAGAUGUGCACUACUUCAAUUUGAUCAGGCUUUGACAUCAGGGAUAUUCCUGUCUACUUUUUUCUUUGCAUAUCUGUGACUUAUUCAUCUUGUAUUGUGCUUGAAGCCACUUAAAAGCUAUCCUUAUGUGCUGUUUUUUGAAGAAAGUAGACUAACUCCCAGGGUGCCAUGAUCUGGAAACAAAAGGGUUUUCACUUUACGUUCUUUCACAUUAUUUUCUUUGGUGUAUGAGAUUGCUGGUUUCUCCUUAUUCUUCUGACAGAGAAGCUGACAUGACGAAGGAACGAAUUGAGAAGAUUUUUAAAACUGGAGCAAAUGUCAUCCUAACAAGCAAGGGAAUAGAUGACAUGGCUUUGAAGGUAGGGCCUUUAUCCUCAAUGAUUACGUUUGUUACAUAGCUCAGGAAAUAUUGACCAUGGGUUUACUGUGACAAUCAGUCCAAACCUUACCCCGUUUUCAGUAGAAAACAAUUGGCAAUAUUUUACUUUGGGUUUUUUACAUAUUGCAUAUUUCUUGGAGACUUUGGAAGCAUGACAGUGAUGGCGACGAUGAUGAUGCAUUCCAUGAUUGACUGGCAUGGUUUUUACUAUUUGUAUUAUGGCAGGGAAAAUAUUUAAUGCUCCUAUUGAGGCUUGGGUUAUGGCAUGACUUUCUCUGCUUGAGUUUCCUCAUAAUUGACUCUGGCUAAAUAUGAACCAGAUAUUUUUCUCUUCCACCUUUCACAUGCUUACUAUUCUGUGCAUGGUUAACAUCUCUGAAUUUAUUUUCAGUACUUCGUCGAGGCUGGGGCUAUUGCUGUGAGGCGUGUACGGAAGGAGGAUUUGCGACAUGUUGCCAAGGCUACUGGUGCCACUGUGGUACGCUUAUUUGUUCAAAUUCUCCAUCUUGUUCUUGUCCCUGGCUGUGUUCUCGUUGUGAUUUUAUUGUGUGUUACCAUUAUUCCUUACAUUCCCAAUCAACUUUUGCAUUUAGUUCUUGUCCCUGUUUGUGUUCUCAUUAUGAUUUUAUUGUGUGUUACCGUCAUUCCUUGGAUUCCCAGUCAUGGACUGACGGGAUGGAUCUAUUCUCUUGCGAGUUUCAUGGUUUUGGUCCAUGAGAACAGUUACAAGCCGUAGCAGCCAAGCAUUUGUUUUCUACUGCUAAAUUCCUUUCCUAGAAAUGGCUAUGACCCUUCUUUAUUUUAUCUGCGUCAAUUUAGUCCGCAUGUAUAUUUUUUUUCUAUGUAUUAUCCUGUCCUUCCUUAAUAACUUGCUGUUUUCAAGACGGCAGUUUUUCAAGAGCCGUAUCCUGGAUCUUUAUUCUCUUCUUCAUGUGACAUUGUUAAAUCUCUUCCUAAUGGAUUUCAGCAGAUUUUUUUUUCCUAUAACUGCCGUCAGACGCUUCUCAAGUCUAUCUAUAAGCUUGCAAACAUCCUCAGGUCUAAUAAAAAGAUUUUAGAACUGAUACUUGACAUCUCCAAAAUAUUUUCCUAACUAAAUGUCAGAGUAUACAGAGCUUAACCCACUUAUUUAUGCGUACAUGGCCCUUUGAAGAAACCAUGCACUACAUUGGACUUGUGGGAAUUAAUUCAGUUGGUUAAAAGGGCUUGUUUUUUCUCGCUAUUUUUUGAAUCAUUAAAUUAUUUUUUUCUUAUCUCCGAGAUCUUAGAGUAAAUGUGUGUAGAUUUUGCUUUGCUACUGAUUUCCUAAUCGCCUCCUCUCCUGAUUAUGUUCAGGUGACAACAUUUGCUGAUAUGGAAGGAGAAGAAACAUUUGAUUCCUCAUCCAUUGGGUAUGCUGAUGAGGUGAUAGAGGAACGCAUUUCCGAUGAUGAUGUGAUUCUGUUGAAAGGCACAAAAAAUACCAGUGCAGUAAGUAACUCUCCUCUUUAUCACUGUGUUCUUUACGGGUUCCUUAACCGGAUUCAUUUUAGAAACUUACAACCUCCAUUUCUAACGUCUUUCUUUUUGCCUAUUUUUUUCUUAUCUCAGGUUUCCUUGAUACUUAGAGGUGCAAAUGACUUCAUGCUCGAUGAGAUGGAACGUGCUCUGCAUGAUGCAAUUUGUAUUGUGAAGAGAACUCUCGAAUCUAAUAUGGUAAAGCUUGUUAUUAGUGCUCUUUUUCGUAAAAAUCUUGACUAUCACUGUGUGAUCUUAGGUACCCAUUUAGUAACGUAGUGAGAUAUAAAUGCCUAAAAAUGUAAAUGUUUGUUAAUUAAGAAUCUACAUACUUAGACCCCCCUCUCUGCAUACUCAGUUUAGAUUGUAUAUACUAUUGAAUCUGUUCAGGUUAUUUCGAUGAUCUGACCUUCAUAUAGAUUGCUUCCAGGAUGAGAAAUAUACCAUAUAAUCCCUCAUCUUUCUCCUGGUUGCAGGUAGUUGCUGGCGGUGGUGCAGUGGAGGCAGCCUUAUCUGUGUAUCUGGAGAAUCUCGCGACCACUCUAGGGUCUAGAGAGCAGUUGGCAAUAGCUGAAUUUGCGGAGUCUCUUCUGAUUAUACCCAAGGUCAUCACAAUACACUUGUAGAUACCCUGUAUUAUUUUUUUAUGGCCAGGAUCGUUUCCAAGAAUGCGUUCUGAAUAAUAGAUCUUCCAGGUACUCGCUGUGAACGCUGCCAAGGACUCCACGGAGUUGGUUGCCAAGCUUCGGGCCUACCACCAUACAGCUCAAACCAAGGCAGAUAAGCAGCAUCUUUCAAGGUAUAUUUCAAUCAGAGCAAGGUUUGUUGAAUCUUAGUAGACUACUUGCUAAAAUAACCAUUUUCAGAGGGAAAUUCAAACAUGUAAAAAAGUGGAACACUAAUAACAAGCUUUACCAUAUAAGAUGAGCAGAUGAGAAGCAUCUCUCGAGGUAUUUUUCAUUCGGAAUAAGUUUUGAUUGAUUUGAUAGUCCUUCGGUAUCUUCAGAAAAUGGAGAUUUUCUAAAGAAAAUUCAAUAAUAAAAAAAGAAAAGCAUCAUGAUGCUCAAACUGCGGCAUAUGAGCAGGAUCUCUCCAGAUAUCUUUCAAUCAUAUAAUUUAGUUGUCUGGAUCAUAAAAUAACCAGUUUUUGAAGAGGAUCCAAAAACUAAGAAAAACUAGGGCAUGACUUUCAGUUGAUCUAUCUUUUUGGAAGCCAUCCCACCCCCCAACUCUAUUCCUUUUUUUUUUGUUGGCUGAAACUAAAGCAGGGUUCUUCAUUUGAAUGAGCCUCUCUCUCUCUCUCUCUCUCUCUCGCUCUUUCUGAGGGUUAUCUACUCAUGAUCUUAUUCAUCAUCUUGCAGCAUGGGGUUGGACCUUCUAAAGGGAACUGUACGUAAUAACCUUGAAGCUGGAGUUAUUGAACCUGCGAUGAGUAAAGUGAAGAUAAUACAGGUAGAUAACUUGGAUAUUUAUUGUAUGAAUUUGCUACUUCUUUUGGCGUUAUGGUGUUAAUGGGCUGGACAGGGCCCAUCUCUUCUUCUGGGCUCAGUUUUGUGACCGAAGCCCAGAAAGAUGAGGCUUGUCCAGUAUCCACUGGUACUUCCAAUUCUCAUCAAAACAUGUACACAUAUCUCUAUAGUUUAGAUACCCAAGCCCAGCUAGAGCAUGCUGCUCCAGUUUCAUCUAUAGGUAACCCUGAUUUCUCAUUGAAAUGUAUUCAUAAAUGCAUUAGCAUAUAUGGUUUUUGGGCCAAUACCCAGAAAAAUCAGGCUGCCUGGGAUCCCCUGAUACAUAAACCCAUUGAUUUAUCAUCGGAGUAUAUAUAUAUAUAUGACUUUUAAUGUCUAUAGUAAUGAGAUAUUAUUGUGCACUAGAGGCAAUGGGUUCCAAUACUUUGCUGAUUAUGUGAAUAAUUGCUUCAGAUGGGUUAGUAUCUUUUUAUAGAUUCAUUAACCACCGCUCUUACUAUUUUUGAGUUAAUUCUGGGAUUCUUCUCUCAUAGUUGAUUUCUUCUGUAUUUCAUUAUGUGCGAAAUAUGUGCCAUUUCUCUAUGAACCCUAGGUUAUAAUUCUUUUCUGGGUUUUUUUUUUGUGAACAGUUUGCUACUGAGGCGGCCAUAACCAUUCUUCGGAUCGACGACAUGAUAAGGCUGGUUAAGGAUGAAAGCCAGAAUGAUGAGGAUUAG